UUUUCUUGUGUGGUGAGAGGGAUAAAGUAAAGGGGGAGGAAAGUGGAAAGCAAUAGUUGAACCAAUCCCUCCGCUGUUUUCUGCUCUCUGUGGUUGUAUUUGAAUCCCCGUCCUCAACAAGGCGAGGUCGAAAUGAUGGCUCGUCGUAAGCUGCCUCUUCUCGAGGCGGACUCGUUCGGCUUGAAGCACUCGUCACCUUUUGGAGGCAACGGCCGGAGGAGCAGCAAGUACUCUGUUUUCGUGGUGAUCUCGACGGUGUUGCUCUUGUUCACGUUCAUGUAUAAUGAGGAUGUGAAGACGAUCGCGGAGCAUCCUUUCGGAAGCAGGGAUAGUUCUCGGACGGAAUUCCCCAUAAGACAUGAUAUUGGCCACCAACAAUUCAAACAGGCAAUUAAGGAGGAUGAGGUCGCUAUAUUAAUCGAGAAAGCAGAGGGGAAGCCGGCGACCGAGAAGGAUCGAGCCGUGAUGGUCGACGUCGUCGAAUCUUCCGUUGGAAAGGAAGAUAGAAACGAAGAAGAAUCGCACGGAGUAAAGACGCCGGCCAUCGACCGGAAACAAGAAUUGCGGGAAGCAAAGGAGCAUGCCGUCGGAGACGAAGGGAAAAAUGAAGAAUUGGGCGAUGUAAAGGCGCCUGCGCCGGCCAUCGAGGAAGAAGGACGAACACUGAGGGAAGUAAAUGCAUCGAUCAUGGGUAAAAAAGAGAGAGAAGAAGAAUCGAGCCAAGUAAAAGCGCCGAACUCUUCUUUUCAUGAAGUAAAGGCGCCGGCCGUGGAGAAGACCGAGAGGCAGAGGAUUGUCCUGGACGUGCCGGAGAGCUGUGACCUGUUUGACGGUAGGUGGGUGUACGACGACGUGAACUACCCGGUAUACAAAGAAGCGGAGUGCGGGUUCAUGACGGAGCAAGUCACUUGCAUGAGGAACGGCCGGCGCGACGACCGAUUCCAGAAGUGGCGGUGGCAGCCCAAAGAUUGCACGCUGCCCAGGUUCGAUGCGAAAGUGAUGCUAGAUAGGUUGCGAGGGAAGCGGCUCAUGUUCGUCGGCGAUUCCCUGAACCGAAAUCAAUGGGAGUCGAUGAUCUGUCUCGUCCAAUCCGUCGUGCCGUGGAACAAGAAGAGCCUCACAAAGAACGGCUCGCUUAGCGUGUUCCGGCUCGAGGAGUACAAUGCGACCGUGGAAUUCUACUGGGCGCCGUUCCUCGUCGAAUCCAACUCCGACGACCCCAAGAUUCACAGUAUCCUGAAUCGAAUCAUCACGCCCAAAUCCAUCGACAAGCAUGGCGAGAACUGGAAGAACGUUGACUAUCUCGUCUUCAACACCUACAUCUGGUGGAUGAACACCCCCACAAUGAAAGUCCUACGAGGAUCGUUCGACGAAGGAUCGACGGAGUACGAUGAGGUGGAGCGGCCGCUGGCGUACAGGAGAGUGUUGAACACGUGGGCCAAAUGGGUGCAGAACAACGUGAACCCGAACCGGACCAUGGUGUUCUUCAUGAGCAUGUCCCCGAACCACAUCAGGAGCACGGAUUGGGGCAACCCGACUGGGAUCAAGUGCGCGCUGGAGACGGAGCCGGUGGGGAACUGGUCCGGGUGGCGGCCGCUCGAGGUCGGGACGGACUGGAGGCUGUUCGCGGUGGCGGAGAACGUGAUCGGGAGGUUGCGGAGGAAGGUGCCGGCGACGUUCGUGAAGAUAACGGCGAUGUCGGAGUACCGGAAGGACGCGCACACGUCGGUGCACACGCUGCGGCAGGGGAAGCUGCUGACGGCGGAGCAGCAGGCGGAUCCCGCCCAUUUCUCCGACUGUAUACACUGGUGCUUGCCGGGCUUGCCGGACACCUGGAACGAGUUCCUCUACGCCCGCAUCGCGUCGAGCUCUUGGAACGACCACUAGCUCUCUUUUUGACGUUUUUCUUUCGAUGGGAAUUUUUUUUUUUGGUAUAAUUUUGAUUCGUGAUAAUUAACACGAACGCUUAGACUUGACAGCAACAAUUGGUUAAACUCCACAAA
This is a messenger RNA of Zingiber officinale, 2003 nucleotides long. RefSeq names its product protein trichome birefringence-like 28. The transcript is spliced from 5 exons. Gene Ontology annotation, cellular component: Golgi apparatus. NCBI's taxonomy places the organism in Eukaryota, Viridiplantae, Streptophyta, Magnoliopsida, Zingiberales, Zingiberaceae. Bases 133 to 1887 code for a protein of 584 amino acids. The record is from RefSeq and is a predicted model, not a curated record. Gene Ontology annotation, molecular function: O-acetyltransferase activity.